Molecule: messenger RNA, 4396 nt
Organism: Chara braunii
Lineage: Eukaryota; Viridiplantae; Streptophyta; Charophyceae; Charales; Characeae
Source: the annotation of a GenBank genome assembly
CGUCAGCAGUGCCACGUCAGCAGUGCCACAUCAACAGUGCCACAUCAGCAGUGCCACGUAAUCAGCAGUGCCACGUCAGCAACAUGACAGGCCUGCCAGGCCAACUGGCCAAUGAGACCAUUGCCGCCUACAAGCAGCGUUGCCUGGCUCAGAUAGAGGCUGAGGAACAACGCCUGCUGGCAGUCGAGGCUGCCCGCGUACAGGCUGAAGAGGCAGCAGCAGCAAAGAAGCUGCGGCUACAGGCCGAUGCAGACGCAGAUUCCCAGGCUCGCCGCAAGGAAGCCCAGGAUCUGCUACAGCGGCAUGAAACCACAAGCAUCGACAGACUCAAGUUCUGGCAUUUUGAACCAAACGGCGACGAGGCAACACCGGAAGAGCAGCAUAAGGAACUCCUCUCCAAACUCGUGACACAGUUGCUGUAUGCUUGCAACUACCAACGGUCAGAGUUGGAGAGACAGUACCACGACCUGACGCAACAGCAUCAGGAGUUGGCGACGCUCCGCCUCACAGUGCAGAGCCACGAGGAUGCAACUCGGGCACUCAAUGCCCGAUUGCUGGACCUGGAACAGGCUGUACCAGGACCAACUGCUGGGGCCAGCAGUGCACCCUCUAGCCGCCAACUGGAGGAACGCGUUGACCACAUCCUGGCAAUGCUCGGCGACAUUAACACCUUCACUGCGCCAUCCACCAUCAACACUCAGCUGCAUACCUUGAAGACCGAGGUCCAACAGCUGCAGUCGACGAACGCAGAUGGCAAUCAGAAGAUGUCAAGUUUCCAACUGGAAAAGUUCGAUGACUACAUGCAGCAGGAUCCGACCCUCUGGUGGGAGGCAUUCACGACGCAACUCAGGAUUCUGCCUGUCGCUAAGCACAAGUACAUCGGCGCCCUGUUCCUGAACUCAAAGGGCGGAUGCCAGACCUGGUUGACCCACCUGGCAACCUCCCACGACGUCGACGUACCGGACCUCAAGGACAAGAUCACAUGGGAAGAACUGACACGGCUGUGGAAGAAGCGGUUCAUCGUCGACGACGCGCCGACACUCGCCAUCAACCCCCAGCAGGACAGUGGGGAUAACCCAGCAGCCACUCCAGCAUCAAGUGACGGAGAUCAGGUGGCCGCUGUCGAGCCGCGAAGCACCAAAAAAGUCCCGCAACAACGGGAAGGCGAAAUCCGCAUCGCAGGCUGGAAAUGGACAGCCAGGACAGUUUCCAUGGGUCAAGUUUGGCUCGACCGAGGCGGAAUACAAAGUCCGCGGCCGCUACGGCAACUGCUAUUGGUGCAACAACACCAAGCACAAGACCUCCCUGUGCCAGGAUCAGGGCAAGGAGGAUGUGCGACCCCGCCUCAGCUCGGGAAACUGAGCUUCGUGGAAGGUGAGGCGACUCCACCUUCCACUCCGCCAGAUUCGGCCGCCUUGCUAGCGGCCUCCUGCACAUCUGGGGAGGAUGCGAAUGUCGCAAGUCCUCGGUAUACUUACGAGGAUUAUGCUGUCCACUUGGUUCCACCGCUGGACCAACCGCUCUACGUGCAACAGUCCACCGCAUGCACGGUUUCAUCACCAUCGGCAACCAAUUCGGCAGCUUCGCCGCAAUCUAUCGUCGGGGAUUCGACGUCAUGGUCAAGACUUGAUGAGCUCGACCCGUUGACGUUCACGGACUUCCAGUGGAUGCCCGUUCCCUCGACCGGACGAUUGCCGAAACCGCAUUGCAAUGUGCUCAUGGCACAAUUGCGGGACUACUUGCACACUGCAGUACCAGCUCCGUUGAUGGACGCCGAAGCAGAGGUUGUCGACCUUCUCGCGUACAUCGCAAAGAUCGACCGCGAGUUCAAGACGCAACGGUACGACGACAUCGGCGCACCAUUGCUAUACAUACGCAUUCAGAUCGGAGAGGCGACCUGCAGUGCCUUGAUCGAUUGCGGAGCAUCUCGCAACUACAUCAGCCAGGACUUCAUGGUACGCGCCGGUCUUGGCCCACGUGUCCAGAGGAAGUCCCAGCCUACGCAAGUCACUCUAGCAGACGGUCAUACGCACAAGUCCAUCGACCGGUGCAUUGACGCCGUCCCAGUGUACUUUACCCCUCACGCAAGUGAGGCGGUGUCCUUUGACAUUCUGAACACCAAAUUUGACAUGAUCUUGGGCAUGUCAUGGCUGCAAAGCGAGGAUCACCCGACGAUCAGGAACGCCGGCCCUCUCCCACGCAUCGACGACCUUCUCGAGCGAUUGGGCGGCGCCCAGUUCUUCUCUAAGCUGGAUCUCAAGUCAGGGUACCACCGACUCGAGAUUCGCAAGGAGGAUCGCUACAAGACCGCGUUCAAGACACGGUAUGGACAUUUCGAAUGGCUGGGCAUGCCAUUUGGCCUUACGAAUGCCCCAGCCACUUUCCAAGCGGCUAUGACGACGGAGYUCCGACACAUGCUGGAUCGUUUCGUACUUAUCUACCUCGACGACAUUCUGGUUUACAACCGGAGUCUGGACAAGCAUGUGGAACACCUGCGCACCAUUUUGGAGCGGCUACGACAGGCCAAGUACAAAGCAAACCGCGACAAGUGCGAGUUCGCACAGCAGGAGCUGGAGUACUUGCGACACUAUGUGACGCCGCAAGGCAUCCUCUUGGAACAGCACGACGGCGACGACCGGCACCCUGUGGAGUAUUUCAGCCACAAAGUGCCUCCCAUCAACUCGCUUGAUGAUGCAAGGAAGAAGGAGCUGCUCGCAUUCGUGAUGGCUCUCAAGCGCUGGCGGCACUUCCUCCUUGGGCGUCGUAGGUUCACAUGGGUCACAGACAACAAUCCAUUCACCUACUACAAGACGCAGGACACGCUAUCUUCGGAUCACCCGCCGGCCAGCCAUUACCGCAUUGCCGACGGGUACUUGCUCCUCCACUCGAGAGGCAAGGACUUACUAUGUGUCCCAUGCGACCGUCGUCUUCGGACUCGCCUCCUCGGCGAGUACCAUGAUUCACGACUCGCCGGCCAUUUCGGAGUCAACCGCACUAUUGCACAGCUUCAACAGCGAUUCCGAUGGCCCGACCUCAUUACCGAUGUCACUCGGUAUUGCGACUCUUGCGAAGUUUGCCGAUGCAGCAAGCCCCGCAACCGCAAUCCUUAUGGCGAGUUACACCCGAUGCCUAUCCCAUGGGAAUCCGGUCUCUCCAUUGCCAUGGACGUCACCGGUCCGUUCCCUCGCGACCGGCUCGGGCACGACGGCAUCCUCACGAUGGUGGACCAAUUGAGUAAGUACGCGCGUUUUCUCCCUUGCAAGUACUACUCCACGGCUCCCGAGCUGGCACGCCUCCUGCACACUGGUUGGAUUUGUGGCCACAGUGUACCCGAAGACAUUGUCAGCGACCGCGACACUCGUUUCAUGUCAUCUUUUUGGACUGCUCUCAUGCAGGAGUCCGGCACAACAAUGAAACCAAGUUCGGCUCGACACCCUCAGACAGACGGGCAGACGGAGCGGGCACAUCAAACCGCUCAAAUGAUGCUUCGUACGCUCAUCCGUCCGGACCAGAAAGAUUGGGUUGACCGCCUCCCCGACAUCGAGUUCGCCUACAACACUUCGGUGCAUCCGGCGAUCGGCGUGACUCCAUUCGAGCUGCACCACGGUGGACGGAAAGACCAGAUCUUCGCAGACCUUCUCCUCCCUCGACCAGCCGACAUUGACGUUGCCUGCUCUCCCGCUUCCGUCCGGAAGUAUAGGGAAUUGUUGACUCAAGCCCGCGCAAAUAUGCAAAAGGCUCAAGUCCUCAUGCAGCAGCAAGCCAACAGGCGUCGCGUACCAUGUCCCAUCCGCGCCGGUGAUCUGGUUUGGGUCUCUGCGGAAGAGUUUGCACUGGAACAGGAUGUUUCACGCAAACUGCUUCCCAAGUGGUUUGGACCUUGGUUUGUGACAGCAGCCACGGGCGAUGAGCCCGAUGGCCCUUCAUUUGUGAUCAACAUUCCAGAGCAUCUGAUGGUCCAUCCGGUCUUCCACGCCUCGAAGCUGGCAACAUACACGCCAGCCAAGAGCGACUACUUUCCGGACCGACGAUCGCAAGACCCUCCUUCUAUGGAUGGCCAUUAGGAAGUUGACCGCGUCAUCUCCGAUCGCAAGUAUGGCAGCAAGCCGCGGCAGUACAAAGUCACAUUCAAAGCAUGCGAUCGCGACAACACUCAGUGGAUUUCAGGUGCAGAUUUGAAAGCAUCCGCACCGCUGAUUUACACGCAUUAUGAAAAGCGCAGGUUAGCUCAGGAAGCUUCACGACCAGCCCCUCCCACCCGGACUGUGGUCCCUCCCUCAGACAGACAACUUCGCCCUCGCAGGUUUUUCGGAUCGAUGGAUGACGUGCAUCAUCGACGGUCGUCCUUUUGCUGGGUUCCUCUUCUGGUUGAUUUGUUCUCGGCAGCCAUGGAUCG